Molecule: messenger RNA, 1122 nt
Organism: Trypanosoma rangeli
Lineage: Eukaryota; Euglenozoa; Kinetoplastea; Trypanosomatida; Trypanosomatidae
Product: putative cation transporter
Exons: 1
Coding region: 1-1122 (373 amino acids)
Biological process (GO): zinc ion transmembrane transport
Cellular component (GO): plasma membrane
Molecular function (GO): zinc ion transmembrane transporter activity
Source: RefSeq, a predicted model, not a curated record
AUGAACGCUUCGCACGGCCACGCGCACCAUGGAAUGCACGGCAGUGACGGCGCCGUGCACGGGGGCCACCAUCACCACGGCGGGUGCAGCGGCGAGAAGGGGCCGUACUCGGUGGGACUGCACGUGGCGGGCUUUUUUAUUCUUUUGGUUGCGUCGCUUCUGGGGACACUGAUCCCACUUGCCGGGAAGUACGUGCCGUGCCUGCAGAUGAACCCGUUUUUGUUUGUCGUUGGGAAGUGCGCGGCAACUGGUGUGGUGCUGGCGGUUUCCCUACUCACCAUGGUUCUUCACAGCAUACACAGCUUUUCGGAGGGGUGUGUGCCCAAGGCUCUCAAUUCAAAUACAUACGACGCGUUUGCAUUGCUCUUCGCAAUGCUUGCGGCGAUGCUGAUGCAUCUGUUUGAUGUCGUCUUGGAUGGCAUGCUGCAGAGCUGGUCGGCUUGCGACGCUGGCGCCCAGACCUCGACAACUAUUGGAGUGAGGAGCGGGGAGCAGGACAAAGGCUGUGAAUGUGAGGGCGCAUGCGGUGUGGAGGGGUGCGGAGAUCGACCAGGACCGAGUUGUGAAGCCGGGGGGUGCUGCCAGAAUCGUGGGGCUCUUGCGGCAGCGCGCCUCAACAGUGCGAGGCGUGUCGCCGCCGCAGUGUUAAUGGAGUUUGGCUUGGCCUCGCACAGUGUGUUUUUGGGCCUUUCCGUGGGCAUUGCGAGCGACACACAGAUGCGGACGCUGCUUAUCGCGUUGUCGUUCCACCAGCUGUUGGAGGGAGUUGCGCUGGGCUCGCGGCUGGUGGAGGCCUCCAUGAGUGUACUGGUCGAGGUGGCAAUGACUCUAAUCUUUUCCUUCUCUGUGCCCCUGGGAAUCGCGAUUGGCCUCAUCACGGUGGCGGGGACAAAUACUUCCAUGACUGGCCCGGCGUUCGUGACGCUGCAGGGGGUGGUGAACGCCCUGGGCGGCGGCAUGCUGCUGUACAUUGCCUUUUCUCUGAUUUUCAAGGACUUCCCGGCCGACAUGCGGAGCAUCGCUGGGCCGACCGCGGCGCACGCUGGGUGGAAGCGGUGCGCGAUGUUCGCGGCCUUCUGGGGGGGCACGGGCGCCAUGGCUGUUCUUGCCAACUGGCAUUAG